GCGNAGGAUCUGUGUUACAGCUGUAAAUAAUGACAUCAAUACAGGAACAAGUUUCAUUCCUCUACUGACAUCUGUGUGCAGUUACAACACCUUCCCUUUUGAUGAGAAAGAUUACGAGUCUCUGGAGUAUAUUCAGAGUGAUUUUCUGCUGGAUCUUUACUCACAUGUGAAGGACUAUGAGACUCAAUCAGACAGGAGUUUACUUCCAGCAUUACAGAGAGUUUAUCAGACACCUGUUGUCUGGAUCAUAGAUCUCUCAAGAGAGAAAGACCUCCAUCCUCCUGGAAGUGUUGAUGCUCCAGACAGAGAAGAAACCAGUAAAGCUGAGAGGAUGGACAGAUGAAGAGAGUGAAGUGAUGAGUUUCCUUCAGUGUCUGCCCUACAUCUCACAACUGAGUGGUGCUGAUCUCUUUGUGUUGAGUCUUUUUAAACGGGCCGAGUUCAGAGAGGAUCCAGAGCUGGUGAUGUCACUGUUUCAGGCUCUAGAUUUCAACCUCAGUCUCAAGGGAAUAUUACCCAGCAGCACAUGCAGGUUUGUGGGCGGAGUCUUACACCUGUCAGCUGACAGACUCACUUUAACUCUAAAUCCUCAAGCCAUCUCUCUCAGAGGAACAAGACUUCUCUUCAGACACAUCACAAGCAUACAGACACUCAGGCUGAGUGGUUAUAUGGUGGUGAGAAUAGUGCGUGCAUUGAGGUCUGAAAGAGUUCCUGUCAGUGUAGAUGAACUCUCAGUCGAUCUGAAUGAUAAACGGCGGUCAGACAGCGAGAUGUCCAGAGUUCUGAGCAGUUUGGCUUCUCUUCUGAGACUCUGGACUGUCCAGUGUUUGAACUUGACCGACUGCAGGAUGAAGNUAUUCAGAGUGAUUUUCUGCUGGAUCUUUACUCACAUAUGA
Molecule: messenger RNA, 896 nt
Organism: Triplophysa rosa
Lineage: Eukaryota; Metazoa; Chordata; Actinopteri; Cypriniformes; Nemacheilidae
Exons: 3
Coding region: 294-896 (200 amino acids)
Source: RefSeq, a predicted model, not a curated record